AUGUACCGCGACGAAAGGGAUGGCGAACCCUCCCCGCCUCGCUCCCGUUCAUCCUCUAGAAGGAGCUCGGCAUCGUUAUCCCGUCGCAGCAGCAUCAAGAAGGACAAAGAAGUAAAAAACACACUCUCCAGCACUCCUAGUUCUGCUACUUCUACCCCAAAGAAGACUGUCAAAGCACAGAACUUGGAACUUCUUGUUACAGGGAAACAGUUUUUAAAAAGAAGCGACCGGGCGAAUUCCCUACCAGGCUCUUACCGUCGUCCAUCUACUGAUUCCCCACCAAAGACUAAGAAACCAGUGGAGACGAAGAGAGCGAGCGAAAGAAUUUGCUCACAGUCAUCCAAGAGCCAAGAAACUUCUGUAGAAGAUGAUAUGUCCUUGGAUCUUUCACAAGUGUCCGACUUCGAAGACACCAACUCGAAAUACGGUGUCAAGAAAUUCCAAGCUCUAGCCACAUCCACUCCAAAGGUGAUCAAAGGGAAACCAAGGAGCGCUUCGUUGCAGAGUCAGAUACACUCUCAAAGAGUGGAGACUAGGAGGGCACUGAAGUCUUUGGACAGCACCAAGCAGAGUUUCUCUUAUAGUAGAGACAGUUUCAAGACUUCUUCUACGAGCAGUCCUCACAGAUACGGUCCGGAGCUAGAUUAUUCUUCUGUGUCUCCGGAGUAUUCCGGACAAUCAUCUACUGAUAUGUCUCCUAGAGCUAGCCAGCUGGACCAAAUCUUGUCGCCCAAGAGUCAGGAUCUUCAAUUGUCCAGUUGCUGCAUCUCAACGUGGGCUGACUGCAGCGAACCAAACACGAAAGUGGAACACCGUUGCGAUGGUGAAUGGACCUCCUUCUGGGCAAACUAUAACAACUCUGUUUCAAAGGUGCCAAUGAAGAACUACUAUGAUCAGUGUCCCACACCAUACCGGACAGAUACGUUCGAUUUGGCUGACUUCGGAGAAGUUGAUUUCUCAGACUGCUCCAGAAAACGUUCACCAGACAACAUAGAUGCUCUCAACAACAUAAUCCGCAACCAGGGUCUGCACCUAACACCUCGGGAGACUCAAAAUAUUAUCAAAUGCGCACACUUACUUGGCAACGUUCUCACAAAAGCAAUAGAAAGAAGAUCUAAUUCGACUGACACAGAAGAUCCUGAGUUGCUAUUAAGAAAGAAGACGAUGAAACUAGAUUUGAAAGAGACAGUGAUACCAGCAGACAUAAAGGAGGAAAAGAGAAGUGAGACGGUCACGACACAAACUGACAUUUCGUUACCGAACACUAAAAGUGCGCCAAGAAUUUUCGAGAACAUUCUUCGUCAAUUGUCCAGAAGUUCUAUAGAUGUCGGCAAAAUUGAGAACAAAGAUAAAACAGAAGAGAAGAAAGAGAAAACAGAAGUCAAAGAGAAAUUGGAAGUAAAUAAAGAAAGUAUAGAAGAAACAGCAAAAGAGGCACAUAAAGAAAAGGAUGAAGUUAACAAGGAAAAGGCAGAAGCAGUCAAACUUGAAGUAAAUUUAGAAAAAUUGGAAGGAAAUACAGAGAAUGUUGUUUUAAUUAAAACAGAAGAAGAUAAUACGAAAUGUUGUGAUCAAUCAGAAGGAGAGAAUACAAAAGAAAUUAUUAAAAUAAACGCGGAUUAA
Messenger RNA from Arctia plantaginis, 1623 nucleotides. NCBI's taxonomy places the organism in Eukaryota, Metazoa, Arthropoda, Insecta, Lepidoptera, Erebidae. The record is from the annotation of a GenBank genome assembly.